Molecule: messenger RNA, 409 nt
Organism: Racocetra persica
Lineage: Eukaryota; Fungi; Glomeromycota; Glomeromycetes; Diversisporales; Gigasporaceae
Source: the annotation of a GenBank genome assembly
AUGACCCCGACGAAUGAAAAGAUGCCCGUGGAGAAUAGAAUAAUUAAAAGAGGCGAAGUUUAUUACACUAAUUUGGAUGACGCCAUAGGACACGAACAGAAAAACGAUAAAGACAGUGAAAGACGUUUAGCAGUGAUAGUUUCUAAUAAUAAGCAAAACGAACAAAAUAAAGUAGUGGUUAUUGUUCCCCUUUCCAGCAAAGUUCACAAUCUUAAACCUUCUUUUCAGGCUCCCACUUAUUUUCAAGGAAAGCCUGGCAAAGCCAAAUGCGAACAAGUGCGGGCGGUGGAUGUAGAAAGAUUAUUAGGAAUUAAGCAAGGAAAUUUAACUGAAAAUGAAAUGGAAAAUAUCGAGAAAAAAUUGCUAAUAGUUUUAGAUUUGGUAAAAUAUCUCGGUCGAACUAGUGAAA